AUGUCACAAUACGCGAAGGAGCUCAAUGCCAUCAUCAUUGGUGCUGGCCCUGCCGGCAUUGCCAUGGCGUAUAGGUUAAAGCAUGAGUUGCAUUUUGACGACUUCACGAUUUACGAAAAGCUUGAUGGUGUCGGUGGAACUUGGAGAACGAACACGUAUCCAGGAUGCGGCUGUGACUUGAAGUCACAUCUUUACUCCUUCAGCUUCAAUAUGAAUCCGAACUGGUCGAAGGAGCUUUGCGAGCAACCCGAAAUUCUUCAAUAUAUGGAAGAUACCUGUUCGAAGUUUGAUCUUCACAAGCACAUUCACACCUCAGUUGAGUGUAUGGGAGCAAGAUGGCACACCGAUAUCUCGAAGUGGGAGGUCAAUCUAAAGGAUCUCCAGACGGGCAUUAAGUAUUCUCGGUAUGCCUCGGUCCUGGUUUCUGCUGUGGGCGCAAUCUCCUUUCCCCGAGAUGUCAAAUUCUCUGGGAUGGAAAAGUUCAAGGGGCAUAUGUUUCACACAGCGCGAUGGGAUCAUGGCGUCGAUUACAAGGACAAAAGGAUCGCGGUUAUCGGCAAUGGCUGCAGUGCUGCGCAAGUGGUGCCGGCCGUAGCAAAACACGCAGCUCUCGUCAAGCAGUACGCCAGAAGUGGACAAUGGUUUCAUGCCCGCCCGAACAAGCAAUACUCGGAGACAGAAAGGUUCAUGUUUCGGUGGGUGCCUUUGUGGAUGCGAUGGUUGCGGUUACAGAUCUUUCUCGAUGCCGACGAGGAGACAACGACAUAUUUCCCAACUCCCAAGGGACUGAAGGCUCGCGCGGAGGCCGAGGCAGAAUCAAAGAAGUACAUCAAGUCCGUUGCGCCAAAGAAAUACUGGGAUCACAUUAUUCCCAACUUUCCCCUCGGUUGCAAGCGUCGCAUUUUCGACCCCGGCUACCUUGAAAGUCUCAAUCUCUCCAACGUCGAGCUUCUUCCCGAGGGAAUCAAAGAUAUCACCGAGACCGGAAUUAUCAGCUCUUCUGGAAUCGAAGAUGACUUCGAUAUCAUUGUGUUGGCAACAGGAUUCCAGGUUUCCCAAUUCUUGACGCCGAUGCACAUUGUCGGCUCGACUGGCAUCUCCUUACACGACCAAUGGAAACAGUGCCGCGGAGCCCAGGCCUAUCUUGGGACACAUGUGCACAACUUUCCCAAUCUCGCCAUUCUGUUUGGCCCCAACACCUUCCCUGCGAAUAAUUCAGCCCUGUUCGCUUGCGAGACCCAGGUUGACUACGCGAUCAAGUCCCUAUUCACACCCCUCAUUGAUCACAAGGCUGCUGUCAUUGAGGUCAAGCAAUCCGCAGAGGACAGAGAAACGAAUGCAAUUCACAAAUCUCUGCGUGAUACAGUCUUUUCUGGAGAUUGCUCCAACUGGUACAUUGGAGACUAUGGAAGGAACGCGGCGUCAUGGCCUGGAUUGGCAAGGUCAUUCUGGUUCAAGACUUACUUCCCCGACUGGUCUGCAUUCAACAUGAGUGGAGGAAGUGCCAUUUGGCCUUUACUUACAAUCCGUCGCUGGCUGAGCACAAUGUCACCCAUUUCGACAGCCUUUGCUCUAGUGAGCCUCGCGGCAGCCGUUAGCCGCUACCGUGGGCUGGUCGAAGGUGUUGCCAUUAUGGGAUACUUGGAGACAGCCCUGCGUGCAGGAAUCUCGACUGUUUCGAAGUUUGCACAGUGA
This is a messenger RNA of Colletotrichum chrysophilum, 1695 nucleotides long. RefSeq lists its product as uncharacterized. The record is from RefSeq and is a predicted model, not a curated record. Lineage: Eukaryota; Fungi; Ascomycota; Sordariomycetes; Glomerellales; Glomerellaceae. Bases 1 to 1695 code for a protein of 564 amino acids. The transcript has 3 exons. Gene Ontology annotation, molecular function: NADP binding; N,N-dimethylaniline monooxygenase activity; flavin adenine dinucleotide binding.